Molecule: messenger RNA, 5702 nt
Organism: Nerophis ophidion (straightnose pipefish)
Lineage: Eukaryota; Metazoa; Chordata; Actinopteri; Syngnathiformes; Syngnathidae
Gene: grm6b
Product: glutamate receptor, metabotropic 6b
Exons: 11
Coding region: 1510-4026 (838 amino acids)
Biological process (GO): G protein-coupled glutamate receptor signaling pathway; regulation of synaptic transmission, glutamatergic
Cellular component (GO): membrane
Molecular function (GO): adenylate cyclase inhibiting G protein-coupled glutamate receptor activity
Source: RefSeq, a predicted model, not a curated record
CAGCCACUUCGUCUAGCUCUUCCCGGGGGAUCCCGAGGCAUUCCCAGGCCAGCCGGGAGACAUAGUCUUCCCAACGUGUCCUGGGUCUUCCCCGUGGACGUGCCCUAAACACCUCCCUCGGGAGGCGUUCGGGUGGCAUCCUGACCAGAUGCCUGAACCACCUCAUCUGGCUCCUCUCGAUGUGGAGGAGCAGGCUAUCUCUAAGGGAGAGCCCCGAAACUCAUUUCAGCCGCUUGUACCCGUGAUCUUAUCCUUUCGGUCAUGACCCAAAGCUGAUGACCAUAGGUGAUGGGAACGUAGAUCGACCGGUAAAUUGAGAGCUUUGCCUUCCGGCUCAGCUCCUUCUUCACCACACCGGAUCGAUACAACGUCCGCAUUACUGAAGACGCCUCACCGAUCCGCCUGUCGAUCUCACGAUCCACUCUUCCCCCACUUGUGAACAAGACUCUUAGGUACUUGAACUCCUCCACUUGGGGCAGGGUCUCCUCCCCAACCCGGAGAUGGCACUCCACCCUUUUCCGGGCGAGAAGCAUGGACUCGGACUUGGAGGUGCUGAUUCUCAUUCUGGUCGCUUCACACUCGGCUGCAAAAAGUCUGAAAUAUUUUUUUCAAAAAGCACACCAUUUUCUGACUCCUUGCGUGACUUGAAACAUGAUGGCGGUUGGAAGUUCUGCACUGUAAGUCUAAAACAAGCAGCAUCACAUUGUUGGCAGGUGUGUGGAAGAAAAAGAGUGAGCAAAAGAGAGAUAGAGAAAGAGAGAGUCACGUUAGUGUGUGUGAGUAUGAACCAAAUCACUCAUCUAAUCUCUCAAAGUGACAGAGGUCCAUCAUAGUGGGGGGUGGGGAGAGUUUUGCAUUUGCUUCAUUUGUAUGGGGAAGGGGAAAAAAAUGGCAAAAGUGGGCUAGUCCACCUAGUGGCUUCUUCACAGACGCCUGCACGAUAAUCCCAAUCUGUGGCCAUUAGUGCUCUGAGAGACCAAGCGAGGAGAGAGUUCAACAGUGAGAGUGAGUGAGAUGGACGGAGCGGGAGGGGCAAAAGGGGGUGGGGGGCAUCCUGGACAGAGAUGCUCACACCGAGAGAAAAGAACCAGCGAGAGCAUGAGAGCUUUUAAGGGAUUUGGCAGUGAUUUGUAGAAUCUCACUGCUGUGAUAUUGUGCUCUUUUUUUUUUCCCCACUCUCUCUCUCCCUCACACUUUUCUUGACUCUGCCAUGAUGACACCAUCCGUACUCUAAAGAUUCCAAAGUCAGCAUUUCAUAUUAGUUGUGAAGAAUCACAGUUUUGCGUGUGCUCUGGUUAUUUUUUUUUUCUUGCAACGGAGAUGAUAAAGGACUUAUCGUCGGUGUGGUGAGGAGAGCCUUGCCCCGAGAGGAUAGAUCCGCACCUGGGGAGGAUGGAUGCAAUGGAGCACGUGUGAUGGAGGGAAAUAAAAGUGGUCCAUGAAGAAUGGACAGGUGCCAAAGGUAGAAGGAGAGGCGCGGUGCUCCAAGUACCUCUGCUGGUCAGCAUCAUGACGUCAGAAGCUCUCUCUUCUCGUCAGUGCAGCUCGCUCUGGAACUGGUCCCGACUGUUGUGGCCGUGGGUGCUGCUGGUGGGUCACCUUUCGGGAACGUGGGCCCAACAGGGCGUGCAGCCCCAGUCCAUCAAAAUCGAGGGCGACAUCACCCUAGGAGGGCUGUUCCCGCUACAUUCCCGGGGGCCAGUAGGAGUCGCCUGCGGGGACAUCAAAAGGGAAAAGGGAAUCCAUCGACUGGAGGCCAUGCUGUACGCCAUGGAUCAGAUUAACGGCGAUCCUGACCUGCUGCCCAAUAUCACGCUGGGGGCCCGAAUACUGGACACUUGCUCCAGAGAUACCUACGCCUUGGAGCAGUCGCUGACUUUUGUCCAAGCCCUGAUCCAAAAGGACAACUCGGAUGUGCGCUGCUCUAACGGAGAGCCACCAAUUAUCCCCAAGCCAGAGAGGGUGGUUGGUGUGAUUGGAGCCUCCAGCAGCUCCGUAUCCAUCAUGGUGGCCAACGUCCUCAGGCUGUUUGCGAUCCCCCAGAUCAGCUAUGCCUCCACCGCCCCGGAGCUGAGCGACAACAGCCGAUAUGAGUUCUUCUCCCGCGUUGUGCCUCCGGACUCCUACCAGGCCCAAGCCAUGGUGGACAUCGUGAAAGCCAUGGGCUGGAACUACGUCUCCACCAUAGCAUCAGAAGGGAAUUACGGAGAGAGUGGUGUCGACGCUUUCCUGCAGAUAUCCAGAGAAGCAGGAGGGCUUUGUAUUGCUCAGUCCAUAAGAAUUCCCAGAGAACCCAGACCUGGGGAGUUUGAAAAGGUCAUCAAGAGACUGAUGGAGACAUCUAACGCUCGGGGGGUUAUCAUCUUUGCCAGUGAGGACGACAUCAAGCGAGUUUUGCAAGCUGCCAAAACGGCCAAUCUGACUGGCCACUUCCUGUUUGUUGGCUCGGACAGCUGGGGGGCCAAGAGCUCCCCCAUCCAAGACCAGGAGGAAGUAGCCGAGGGUGCUGUCACUAUCUUGCCGAAAAGAGCCUCCAUUGACGGCUUCGACCAGUACUUCACAACAAGAUCUCUGGAAAACAACAGAAGGAACAUCUGGUUUGCUGAAUUUUGGGAGGACGACUUCAAGUGUAAGCUAACUCGGCCUGGCGUCAAAUACGAUGCCGGUAGAAGAAAAUGUACAGGUGAGGAAAGAAUAAGCCGAGAUUCUCUGUACGAACAAGAAGGGAAGGUGCAGUUUGUGAUAGAUGCGGUGUACGCCAUGGCUCACGCCUUACACAGCAUGCACCUCGACCUGUGUCCCGGCUCCAUGGGGGUUUGUGAAAAGAUGGACCCGGUGGAGGGACGGAUGCUCCUCCAAUACAUACGCUCUGUCAAUUUCAACGGAAGUGCUGGAACUGGUGUGAUGUUCAAUGAGAAUGGAGACGCUCCUGGACGUUACGACAUCUUCCAGUACCAGCUUUCCAACGUCAGCUACCCUGGCUAUAAGGUUAUCGGCCAAUGGACGAACCACCUCAGGCUCAAUCCAGAGGAGAUGCAGUGGUCAGGUGGUGAGCGCAGGAUCCCAGAGUCCGUAUGCAGCUUCCCCUGCGAGUCUGGUGAGAGGAAAAAGAUGGUGAAGGGAGUUCCCUGCUGCUGGCACUGUGAGCUCUGUGACGGCUACCAGUAUCUGCUGGACGAGUUCAGCUGUGACAUGUGCCCCUUCGAUAUGAGACCCUUUAAGAACCGUACAGGAUGCCGGCCCACGCCCAUCAUCAAGCUGGAGUGGAGCUCUCCUUGGGCCAUAAUCCCUGUCUUCCUGGCAAUCCUUGGCAUCCUGGCCACCACGGGGGUUAUUGCCACAUUCGUCCGCUUCAAUGACACACCCAUUGUUCGAGCCUCGGGCAGAGAGCUCAGCUACGUGCUGCUGACGGGCAUCUUCCUCAUCUACCUCAUUACCUUCCUCAUGAUUGCCGAGCCCAGCGUGGCCGUGUGCGCCUUCCGCAGGUUGCUUCUUGGGCUCGGCAUGUGCAUCAGCUACGCCGCCAUGCUGACCAAAACCAACCGGAUUUAUCGCAUCUUUGAGCAAGGCAAAAAGUCGGUCACUCCCCCCAAGUUCAUCAGUCCUACUUCUCAACUUAUUAUCACCUUCAUACUCAUCUCAGUGCAGGUUCUCGGUGUUUUCAUUUGGUUUGGUGUGAUGCCGCCUCAUACCAUUAUCGACUACGAAGAGCAGAAGCCUCCGAAUCCUGAGUUUGCCCGGGGGGUUCUCAAGUGUGACAUGUCCGACCUGUCCCUCAUCCUGUGUUUGAGCUACAGUCUGGUCUUGAUGAUCACCUGCACGGUGUACGCCAUCAAAAGCAGGGGAGUUCCUGAGACUUUUAAUGAGGCCAAGCCCAUUGGCUUCACCAUGUACACCACAUGCAUCAUCUGGCUGGCCUUUGUACCCAUCUUCUUUGGCACUGCACAAUCUACUGAGAAGAUGUUGGAUAAGCGGGAUAGAAAAUGGAUGGAUGGGUGGACAAAGCACAAGAAAAGAUUGGACUAAGGCUGCAUUAUAAACCAGUCAGGCUGCAACAAUUAAAGCCUGAAGUGCUUUCAGAAUCUUUUCACCUCUUCUAAAUGGAAAUGAAGGGAAAUGAGAAAGGACAGAAGGAAAAUAGGUCAGCGGAUUUGAGGGAUGGUCGCAAACCCUCACGAUUUGCAUCCCAUUCAAUAAAUCAUCACUCUAAAAAAGGUUUAUAAAUAUAGACUUUGACUUUUGUCUGGUUCAUGAAAAUAUUAUGUGCCUCCAUCGUGUGUAAGGGAUGCGGGCUUCUACUACCUGCUUGCUGCUCGUCAGUAUUCACGUAUCAUUCACUAUUUCUAAGCCGGUAUAUUUCAGCUCGCCUCCAGCUGUAAGCGCAUAAAUCCAUAGCAUAUACCACUGCUGCUUCUUUCAGAAAUAUGGAAAGGGGUCAUUGAGUAGGACUGACUAAAAGCAGGGAUGAGCUUAUAAAAGAAACCAUUCUGGACCGAUAUUAAAGCACUAUAUAUACAGUGCGGUACAUGCUGCAGAUGAUGGAGAUGAGCGCUGGGCAGUGUACGAUCUAUAACUUAUUUAUGCCACAAUUAUAUCUUAUUUAUGGCACAUGUGUGUUGAUUUAUUCAUAACCAGUACAGUUUGCUCCAAUAAUGACUUCGUAAUUCACUGGAGUUUGUCUCAGGAGAAGUCACCUCUCUUUACCGCUGUCGGAUUCGCAAUAGAGGAAGAGCAGCGUGGUCAAAGCACAUAAAUAGAGUCUCUCUUCUUGAAUACAUAUACCGGCUCGUGAAUCAUUAAUCACGGAGGAAAACAUGGCCGCUUGAGCUCUGGAAUGAAAAUAGCCAGGACAGCAAUGUGACAACCGAUGUGGUGAAUAUGAUGUUUACUGGCACCUGUGAAUUAUAUUUAUUUGUGACAAACUGGUGGCUCAUAAAUAUUGAAAAAGAGUAAACACGCGGGAGGAAAUCAGUUGUUUUCUCAGAGUGACAGGUUGUCUUGAUACCAUUUUGGUAUCAGUACCAAAAUACUUUUCAACACUUUACAAAAUAAAGGUAACCACAAAAAUGUGAUUAUUGGCUUUAUUUGAACAUAAAAUCUUAUGAUACAUGAAUUGUAUGUUUCUUAUUGCAAUCAAAGAACAAUGUUGUUAUUCAAUAACAUAGUGCAGUGGUUCUCAACCUUUUUUCAGUGAUGUACCAUCUGUGAAUUUUUUUUUAAUUCAAGUACCCCCUAAUCAGAGCAAAGCACUUUUGGUUGGAAAAAAAAAAGAGAUAAAGAAGUAAAAUACAGCACUAUGUCAUCAGUUUCUGAUUCAUUAAAUUGUAUAACAGUGCAAAAUAUUGUUCAUUUGUAGUGGUCUUUCUUGAACUGUUUGGGAAAAAAAGAUAUAAAAAAUGAAAAAAUAAAACUAGUGAAAAAUAAACAAGUGAUUCAAUUAUAACUAAAGAUGUCUACACAUAGAAGUAAUCAUCAACAUAAAGUGCCCUCUUUGGGGAUUGUAAUAGAGAUCAGUCAGGAUUCAUGAACUUAAUUCUAAACAUUUCUUCACAAAAAAAGAAAUCUUUAACAUCAAUAUUUAUGUAACAUGUUCACAAACAACAAACACUGAAUAUUGCAUUUUUGUAUUAUUUUUUUCACAGUUUAUGAACUUGCAUUCAUAUUUUGUUGAAGUAUUAUUCAAUAAAUAUAUUUAUAAAGGA